This is a messenger RNA of Theobroma umbraticum, 1383 nucleotides long. RefSeq names its product homeobox-leucine zipper protein HAT22-like. Lineage: Eukaryota; Viridiplantae; Streptophyta; Magnoliopsida; Malvales; Malvaceae. Gene Ontology annotation, biological process: regulation of DNA-templated transcription. The record is from RefSeq and is a predicted model, not a curated record. Gene Ontology annotation, molecular function: DNA-binding transcription factor activity, RNA polymerase II-specific; sequence-specific DNA binding.
AGUUUUGUUCUAAAUGGUCAACCUAUGAGGACAAAGAGAAAUGGGAACUUUCAUCAUUCACAACCGGAUUCGUCAGUCUACUCAUUUCCUUUGAUUAAUAAUUCGUUCCACGUCCCUGCCCCCCUCAACAAGUCCCCCUAAUUUACACUCCUCCCGCCUCCUCCAUUCCUCUCUAAGAAAAACCCUUUUUCUUUUUCCUCCUCGGCAUCAAGAUUUUGUGCUAGCUAGCAGCUUCGAGCAACAUUUAGUUUUAACCACAAUGGGUUUUGAUGAUGUUUGUAACACUGGCCUUGGUCUUGGUCUAGGCUGCCUUGUCAAGCAGGAACAGUUCUCGCAGUCCGAUCAUCAACAAAAGAAGAAGAAAUUGUUCCUGAAACAUGAUCACUUUUUCCCAUCUCUUACAUUAGGUCCAUCGGAUGACAUAUACCAAUCUGCUACAAAGAUUGAUGCCAGUAAAGCACAUGGCGAAUCCAUAGAUUUGCAUCAACAAACCUCUUCUCUCAGUGCAGUAUCUUCGUUUUCUAACUCUAGUGUUAAGAGGGAGAGGGAUUUUGGUGGUGAAGAGGUAGAAUUGGAGAGAGUAUCUUCAAGGGUCAGUGAUGAAGAUGAAGAAGGGAGCCCCAGAAAGAAACUUAGGCUUAGCAAAGAGCAAUCUGCCAUUUUAGAAGACAGCUUCAAAGAACACAGCACUCUUAAUCCUAAACAGAAGCAACUUUUAGCAGAACAGCUGAAUCUAAGGCCACGGCAAGUGGAAGUAUGGUUCCAAAAUAGGAGAGCAAGGACAAAGCUGAAACAGACUGAAGUAGAUUGUGAGUUACUGAAGAAAUGUUGUGAGACGCUAACAGAAGAGAACAAGAGGCUGCAGAAGGAACUGCAAGAGCUUAAAUCACUGAAACUAACAGCAUCUUAUUGUAUGCAGCUGCCUGCAGCCACCCUCACCAUGUGCCCUUCCUGUGAGAGGGUUGCCAGCGGGGGUGAAGGCCCUUCAACUAGCCCUUUUACAAUUGGACAGAAAUCUCACUUUUUCAAUCCCUUCACUCACCCAUCUGCAGCCUGCUAGGCAACUUGUUGAGGCCAUAGAACAGUAGCUAUUUUUGUUCAAGGCUUAUGUGUCAAAUAUAUAUAUAUAUAUCUGUACGGAGUAAUUGAAUCUUAAAAGACUUAUAUCUAUAUAUAUUCCUUGUAUAAAUGAAAUAUUUGUACAUUUUUAGCAGAAACUGAGAAGAUAUUGUUCUUCUCAUCUGUUUGAAAAUUUAAUUUACUAUCCUUACUGAUUUUUAUUUAUUUAGUCAACUUAGGCCAUAUUGUAAGAGGCAUAGAGAAAUGGAGAUUUAUUUCCUUUUUAACAGAAUAAUGGGACUGUAAAUUACGUAUUUUCUUAAA